Molecule: messenger RNA, 1644 nt
Organism: Budorcas taxicolor (takin)
Lineage: Eukaryota; Metazoa; Chordata; Mammalia; Artiodactyla; Bovidae
Gene: MAPK15
Product: mitogen-activated protein kinase 15
Exons: 15
Coding region: 1-1644 (547 amino acids)
Biological process (GO): intracellular signal transduction; protein phosphorylation
Cellular component (GO): nucleus; cytoplasm
Molecular function (GO): ATP binding; protein serine/threonine kinase activity
Source: RefSeq, a predicted model, not a curated record
AUGUGCACCGCCGAGGUGGACCGUCACGUCGCCCAGCGAUACCUGCUCAAGCGGCGGCUCGGAAAGGGGGCCUAUGGCAUUGUGUGGAAGGCAGUGGAUCGGAGGACUGGCGAGGUUGUGGCCAUCAAGAAAAUCUUUGAUGCCUUCAAGGAUAAGACAGAUGCCCAGAGCACCGCCCCCUGCAAACCCAGGGUCCAGCAGCGGACGUUCCGGGAAAUCAUGCUUCUCCAGGAAUUUGGGGACCAUCCCAACAUCGUCCGCCUCCUGGAUGUGAUCCCGGCAGAGAACAACAGGGACAUUUACCUGGUGUUUGAGUCUAUGGACACCGACCUGAAUGCCGUCAUCUGCAAAGGCACACUGCUGAAGGACAUCCACAAGCGCUACAUCUUCUACCAGCUGCUGCGGGCCACCAAGUUCAUUCACUCAGGGCGGGUCAUCCACCGGGACCAGAAGCCAUCCAAUGUUCUCCUGAACGCCAGCUGUUUGGUGAAGCUCUGUGACUUUGGCCUGGCUCGCCCCCUCAGCGGCCUCCCUGAGGUGCCCGAGGGCCAUGCCCUGACGGAGUAUGUGGCCACGAGAUGGUACCGGGCUCCAGAGAUGUUGCUGUCUUCCAGCUGGUACACCCCCGGGGUGGACAUGUGGAGUCUGGGCUGCAUUCUGGGGGAGAUGCUGCGGGGGCGGCCCUUGUUCCCUGGCACGUCCACCCUCCACCAGCUGGAGCUCAUCCUGGAGGCCAUCCUGCCACCAUCCAAGGAGGACCUCCUGGCGCUCAGCUCUGGUUGCAACAUCUCAGUUCUGCAGCACCUGGGGUCCCGGCCCAGGCAGACACUAGAUGCCCUCCUGCCCCCCGACACCCCUCCAGACGCCCUGGACCUCCUCUCGAGACUCCUGGUGUUUGCCCCGCACAAGCGGCUCAGCGCAGCCCAGGCCCUGCAACACCCCUACGUGCAGAGGUUCCACUGCCCGGCCCGUGAGUGGACACUGGGCGGGGACGUGCGGCUCCCGGUGCAGGAAGGAGCCCAGCUCUCAGCCGCCGAGUAUCGCCGCCGCCUCCAUCAGAUGGUCUUGGAGCGCAGGGGCCACGGCCGCUUCCCGAAGGAGACGGGUCUGGGGGGCGGCUCCCCGACCCCCGAGCCGGAGGCCCAGCUGCCCUCGGACUCGCCCGCGUUGAACCCCGGAUGCCGGCCUCGGAAUAACCCCGGCCACUGCCCCGUGCACGACGCCCCUGGCGGAGCCGAGGACCCUCCCAAGCAGAACUCAGCCCCCCUGCACCAGCCUCCGCCCCCAGGAGGUUCUGGGAGAGGGGCGAGGCCCGGCGGGGCGACGUCAUCCUCGUGGGUGAAGCCCAGCGUGAGGGAGGCCGCGCCCUCCUUGAUCUCGCAGGCGGCCGCCCAGGUGGCCGUCCGGGCCCUGAUCCGGAGUGACCGGAACCCAGGCCGCGGUGCGAACGCGCCCGGCGCGCCACGGGUUCCUCCUAGACCUCCCGGAGCUGCCCGGCCCGGUCGGAGGAUGUUCGGGGUCUCGGCCGCGCAGGGGACCCAGGGGGCCGCGCGGGCCGCGCUGGGGGGCUACUCCCAAGCCUACGGGACCGUCUGCCUCUCGGCGCUGGGCUGCCUGCCCCUUCUCCCAGGACCUCGCGCCUGA